Molecule: messenger RNA, 3311 nt
Organism: Adelges cooleyi (spruce gall adelgid)
Lineage: Eukaryota; Metazoa; Arthropoda; Insecta; Hemiptera; Adelgidae
Exons: 7
Coding region: 286-2115 (609 amino acids)
Biological process (GO): regulation of transcription by RNA polymerase II
Cellular component (GO): nucleus
Source: RefSeq, a predicted model, not a curated record
CAGAACUGAACCAUAACAACAAAAAUGGCAAAUUUAGUGUUAUUAGCUGAAUAAAAUGAAAAUUAUCAUUUGAUAAUUGAUAGAUUUUGGUAUCAAUUUUUUAAUAAUAUAGGUACACAAUACACAUUGUUGUCAUGAUCAUUUUUUUUAUUAUUUCAUUAUAGUAUUGAAAUUGAACAUAAAUUAAUUAUCAACACGUAUACAAUCGAAGAAUGUGCGUCAUAACCAUCAAAUCAGUCGGUAAAAUCAUCUGAUAUUUUCAUAUUCGAUACAUAUAAAGUAAACAUGUCUGAAGGAAGGUUUCCAUCCUAUCACCACUUACCUCCAGCUGCCCCUGCACCCCAAAGGCACCAUUUAUCUACUGCUGCUACAUCUUCUAUUCCUCAUCCACUUACAUUCCAACCUCCGCCAAUUUCACAUCAGUUAUCAACAUGGUUAGCUAAGAAAGAUCUGGCUGCUUAUAGGAACACACCUUAUACUUCAUUGCAUAAUGUUGCUGCACUCCAAAUGCAUAAACCAGAACCUAUUAUUGAUCGAUGGAUGGAUGCGAGGAAUAAUAUGCCUCCACCAUCAAGACCCGGUCCACCAUCUCCAAGUCCAGCUCACGCAGCAAAUUCAACAUCAGUUAAACAUCGAUCAAGUUUUGCAUUGUCAGUUGAUCAACUUGAUUUAACAAAUCAUAAAAAAGAGUCACAACAGGUAUCAAUGGACUUAUCAGCUCAUAAAACUGAAAAGCCCUUUGUGUCUAAAACAAUAGCUCAAUUAAAUGGUCAAGUGGUUUCCUCAAAGGCAGAGGAAAAAGCUAUUAGCGUCAUUGCACCUAAUCCUCUUAAAGUAGUAAUGUCUGAAACAAAAGGCAAUGAUAUUCCUUUGAUUUUGAAGUCUGAUACUUCAUAUAUUCAUAAAGUUAAAAAUAAUAACAAUAGUAAAAAAGAUAGCAAACUAACAAAAUUACCCGAUAUUAAAUGUCAUAAUACAAAUUUAGAGAGUCCUUCAAAAAUAGACAUCACUGUUACUAAUCAUGUAGAAAAAAUGUUGGAAAAUAUUUUCCAAGUUGAUGAAUCAGAAAAACAAUCGGUUAUAAAAUCUGUUAAACCAGCAAAAUCUCCAUCACCAUCAUCGAUGCGAGCAGAAUCUGUUGAGAAAGUACUUAAAUCACCAUCACCAUCACAUAAAAGUGAUCAUGAGAAGUUAGAAGAUUCAAUAUCACCAGAGAAAUCUUCAAAAAUCAUACAUGACAAACAUUCUCAAUUUCUGGAAGUAGAAAAUAAAUUAGAAGAAUUGUUCGCUAGUGUUGAGUCCCCCAAUAAAACUGAUCAACCGUCGGUUUUGGAGGAUAAAUCUAAACCACUUAUUACUACUAAAAGACCAUACUCUAAAAACAAGAAACCAAUGAAAAAAAUAAAAAGAGGUCAGUCAAUAUCAGAAAAAACAAAACCAGUUGAAGCUGUAGUUAAAAAAUAUAAAGGCCCUUUAAUUAGAGUAAGUGGAAACAUUGAUAACCCAACAAGUUUUGUUGUUGUUAAUCGGAAUAUUCAAGAAGAUGAAGACUCAUUAGAUGGACGUAACAUAAACAAAAAGACGUAUUUGUACAAAUCUGGAGUAUCCAAUGGAGAAGAAAAACCAGACGUGGGCACGUUGGAAAGCAGUGGAUGGCAAUGUGUAUUUUGUUCAAGAGGUCCACAUGUUAGAGAUAUAGGCUAUGAUCCUACAGGAGAUCUGUUUGGUCCUUACUAUGUCAGUUUACCAAAAAAUGUAGUAAAAAAAACUGACAAUGCAAAACGAAAGAAAUCCAAAUCUAAUUUACAUGACAAUGAUACAUCAGACAUAUUUAUUGAAGUUUGGACUCAUGAAAACUGUUUGGUUUGGGCAUCUGGUGUUUAUAUGGUGGGCACUAAGAUUUUUGGAUUAGAAGACAGUGUUAGAGCUGCUAAGAACACUACCUGUGUUUAUUGUGGUACUAAUGGAGCUAGCAUUGGGUGUACAGCACGUCAUUGCAAAUCAAGUAUACAUUUUAGUUGUGCUAUACAACUCGGUUGGUUACUUGAUAACCAAACUUUCCUUACAACUUGUAAUCUACACAAGAAUUCACCAAAAGGAACUAGCUGUCAUUAAAUAAAUUGGCCAACAAUUGUAUUUAAAACAAAAGUGUGUAUUUUAUUGUUGACUUAUUACCACUUAACGACUUAAUAUGGUACGAAAAAAUUAUGCUCCAAUGAGCUGAGAACAUACCGUAAAGUAUUUUCUUAUACAUAAGUAGUAUUUAUAGUGUUAAUAGUAACAAUAAUUGUAUGUAUGUUAACUUACAAGGAGUAGAUGUUAAAUUUAAAAAAAAAAUUGUAAAUUUAAAUUACAAUACAUAAUAUUGUGAUUAUACAAAUUCGAUUUUUAUCUGUCUUUAUCUGAAAUUUAGUAUAAAAAAAAAAGCCACAGUUAUAAAGCCAAAUUUACAAAAGUUUUUAGGUUGAUACAUAUUCGGUAUCCCUGUUUUUAAGUUUCUUAAUGUAUUUAUGUAUAACUAUUUAUGUAAACUAUAUUGUCAUUUGUUUGUUAUAUUUAUAAUACAAUGUUAUUAACCAUUAAUAUAACUACCUGCCAGCAGUCGGUUACAUUUAAGAUAACAAUUGUACACCAAUAUAUGUUAGCUAAUAAAUAGUCAUCAGCUGCACAUUAUACAGCCGUAUGUUGUUAAUAAAAAUUGAUAAAAUCAUAAUUAUUUAAGGGUUUACUUAAAUCUAAAUAAUUCUAUAGCCGUUCAUAUAAAAUAUUUUAGGUGUUUUUGGUGGUGUUAUAAUAAUAUUUAAAAUAAACUAAUGGAGUGUGCUAUUAAUAUUUAAUGCAAAAUAAUAGUUUCCAUUAUAAAUAUUUCUGAGAUAUUUUGUCCACGAAUGAAUGUAAGGAACUAACAUUUACCAUAGUUAUAUUAGUUGGAAUAAAUAAUAAGAUAAAUGUAUAUACCUGUUAAGCAGGAUACUGCAAUUAUAUUAUUGUUUUAAUUGAUCAUUUAUCAAAUUAUUAUGUGACAUAGAUUAUUUAUACUACUAUAAAAAUAAGAACGACAAAACAUUUUGUUUUUUUAAAUCAGAAAAGAGUACUAGGAAGAACUUUUAUUCACAUUACUUACCCUCUAUAUUGAAGUAUAAUAAUAAACAAAAUUGGCUUUUUUGUCUGUGGUUUUUUAUCCUAAUACCCGUUAUUUGCAAAACAAUAGGAUUAAAAACAUUAUUUAUGGUUGUAAUUUAUAAUAUGCCAAUUUGGUACUUUUUUAUUUUUAAACAAACGCAUUGUUCAUUUAAAUUAUACUUAAUGUA